Messenger RNA from Cuscuta campestris, 948 nucleotides. Lineage: Eukaryota; Viridiplantae; Streptophyta; Magnoliopsida; Solanales; Convolvulaceae. The record is from the annotation of a GenBank genome assembly.
ACAUCUAAACAUAAUUUUCUUCAAUUUCCUUGCAUAUUUCACCUUCUCUACAUUUUUUUGAGAUUUCUUCAUCACCAUGGGCAAAGACAAGAGCAGGGCUGCCACCUCCGGGAAAUCAAUGUCCAAAUCCCGGGCACCGUCAACAAACUUCGAGGAGCGCCUCUACUACGGCGACGGGUUGUACCUCUGGUUCGAUUCCGAGGAGGAGCGCACCCGUUUUCUCACCUUCUUCUCUAAACGGGUUGUGGCACCCCCAUGGAUCGUCCCGGAGCGCCUACCAGAGCUCCAAGGCUACGACGACCUUGACGCACAGCUUCACCAAACCGGCCUUUGGCCGUUCGUCUCCCGGGCUCAGAAGGAGAUCAACCCGGCGCUGAUUCGAGUUUUCUAUUCCAACCUCCGACGUGAGGACGACGUGCUCUACUCCCUUGUCAAGAGCACGCCGAUCGAGCUCCCCGUUGAGCAGCUUGGGCGCAUCGUCGGCCCCCCUACCAAGGCGACAAUGUCUCUCACUAUGGCGGAGAGGACUGGGUGCUCAAUAACGAGGGCCUUAUCCUCAAUGAGCUUGGCAUCACAGAGCUCAUCUGCCAUGCCUCGGGCCGCCCCACCAUCAACUCAGCGAACCCCGAGAGCCAUCUACUCCUAUACAUCAUGUCCCGGAUCAUCAAGCCCCCGUGAUGUGCGGGAAUUACUAGUCCGACAUCACCUGUUCAGGGCUUAGUGUAUGUACAUGGUAUUCAGGUUUCGAGUACCACCCCUAUUUUUCUAGUCUCACCUCAUUCGUGAGACUAAGGCCGCGUGAGUUCGUCGUACCAAAUGGGCAAAUCUCAUAGCGCAAGGGUGUCCUUGCAAGUUAUAGGAUCAUGCAUCAUGUUACCAUCAUCAAGUACAAUUACAUUGAUUACAUAGGUGUCAUGUAAUCAUCAUCAAGAAAAAGUAUAUUGAUUA